ACUUGAGGUAAACAGAUGGAGGGGAUCUUUUGGCAGCCUCCAGCAGCUGGUGAUGCCUGCUGCUAUGGUGAACUCAUUGUGAAGAAAAGAGAUAAAGCUGUGGAGAAUGUCAACCUCCUGCUUGUCAAUUGUCAUACUGCAUCAAAAUCAAAGAUGAAGAAGAAAACAACUAAAACCCAAGAAGCCAAAAAAAUUUUGAAGAAGAAAUUUAAAGUUAACACAAAAAUAGUCUUUACUGAAGAUGGAGAGCUAGUGCAGCAGUGGCCACCUGUGCAAAAAUCCAGUUUGGCGAAAGCAGAUGAGGAAGACGAUGCCACUGGUAUCAACUUAGAUAAAGCGAAAGAAAUACUGCGUGAAGAAGACAAAUUUGACAAAGAAGAAUACAGGAAGAAAAUAAAGGAAAAACAUAGGGAGAAGAGGCUAAAAGAAAAAGCAGCAAGGAGAGAAGCCAGGAAUAAGAACACACAGGCUGAAGAGGAAACAGUGGCCUUUCUUGCUCACAGUGGAAGUGAAGAAGAGUUUGAUCCAAGUACUCUUCCAGAUCCUGAUAAAUACAAAGAUUCUAAUGAAGAGCAAGAUUCAGAAAGUGAAGACAGCUAUAGUGAACUUGAGAAGGGUGGAAGAAAGAAGAGAAGCUAUAGCAACAGUACCACAGCAGAAGAAAUGCCACUGAAAAGAAAGAAGGUAAAAUUCAGCCAAGAGGAGGACCCCUAUUUGCCAUUAGAUACUGGACUUUCUCUGGCAGAGGAUGAAGAGCUUGUUCUGCAUCUGCUCAACAAUCACAGCUAAUUAUUUUUCUGCACACUUUCUUCCCUGGGACAUCUCUACAAUUUUGUCAGUAGUUUACACAAAAUGAAUUUGGCAUCUGGGCAGCUGGGUACCAGUGGAUGUAGAUAAAUGAGUUCCACGUGCAAUGGGAUUGCCUUAAAUUGACUCACAGAUUAUUGACAAUAUUUAGUUUGAUUUGUAAGGCUUUCUAAAUGAACUUUUCAACCUAAAUCCCCAGAUGUCAUUUUGCAGUAACAAAUUAAUAAUUUAAAAUCUCCAAGUUUUGAAGCAAUUAUCUUCUUUUCUUUUAAUCUUGCUUUAAAUGAAAACAGGAUGUUCCUUUCUUAACUGUGUCAGGUUUGUUGUUAUUUUGGAAGAUAUAUGUGUACUAAUAUUAUUAAAGAAUAAUUCUGUUGGCAGCUCAAGUCAUAUUACUUAAAAAUACUUCUUUCAGUGUAUCAUGGACAUAUUUAAAAAAUAUUUUAAUAAAAAUUUCUGGAGCCUUGAUGUAAA
Neopelma chrysocephalum (saffron-crested tyrant-manakin) is the source of this 1281-nucleotide messenger RNA. RefSeq names its product probable ATP-dependent RNA helicase DDX10. The coding region runs from base 16 to 789 and encodes 257 amino acids. The record is from RefSeq and is a predicted model, not a curated record. NCBI's taxonomy places the organism in Eukaryota, Metazoa, Chordata, Aves, Passeriformes, Pipridae. The transcript has 6 exons.